AUGAAGGCCGAACAAACAAGGGCUAUGUCUCAUGUAUUUUAUACUUUCGUCGUCGUAAUAUUUUGUAAAGAUGUCAUCAGCGAACCGACAGCUAUAGUAGAAACGCAUUGUGGACUCGUGGAAGGAAAAUAUAAUGGUGACGGAUAUGCCUUUCGUGGCAUUCCAUACUCACUGCCGCCCACCGGAAGUAGACGAUGGAAGCCGCCUGUUCCACUCAACAAGGCGUCUGGAAACUGUUGGGAUGGAACAUUCCAGGCUUUUAACUAUGGAAAUACAUGUAUGCAGAGAAAUCCGGAGAACCCGUCAGCUAUUCUAGGAAGUGAGGAUUGUCUUUACCUCAAUGUAUGGACACCAACUAUUAAUAGUAGUGCUAAUCUACAUGUAAUGGUCUGGAUCCACGGAGGAAGUUUACAAGAAUCUAACGCGAAUUGGCCUACUUAUUGCCCGUCAGAGGAGCUAGCACGUGACACUAACAUAGUUUAUGUGGGUAUGAACUACCGCCUCAACGCGUUUGGUUUUAUGGCCCUGACAAUGUUAUCAGAACAGUCUCCGACCAAGACUUCCGGUAACUACGGAUUCAUGGACCAAAUUCUGGCCCUCAGAUGGGUUCGGGAUAAUGUCAGGAACUUUGGUGGAAACCCAGAUUCAGUCACACUUUUUGGACAAAGCUCUGGAGGAACUAGUAUAAUCGCAUUAUUGGCUUCGGAACCAGCCAGAGGUUUGUUCCACAAAGCGUGGAUGCUUAGCGCCUCAGCAGUCUUCAACAAAACAUCCCAUGACGCUUCAACAGAUAAUCUUGUCUUCGUGAAAAACACCGGAUGUAUAAAUGUCUCGUGUCUAUAUGCCCUUCCUGGCCCAGAAGUCAUAAAAGCUGUACCAUGGGAUGUGUUUCCAUAUUGGGGAAUGACUGACCAAGGUGAUCUUCCAACAAACAACCACUUUGAUGGUGCAAUAGCUGUUGUAGACGGAGAUGCUGUCACUUAUCCUCCUUACCAGGCCUGGCAAAAAGGUAUCGCUAUAGAUGUUCCAUUGCUGAUUGGUACUACUGCGAAUGAGAUUGAUUUUGAUCCAACCCAUCUGACAAUGAACACGUGGAACUGGACGGAGUACCAAGGCCAAGUUCAAAGCCAUUUAGGGACGUUCGGGUCUGGUUUAGCUGAUGAUGCAUUGAAAUUGUACCCAAUUAAUGUAACGUCAGCGGAAUAUGAGUACACACGAAUGGGUGCAGACAUUCGAGUUGGUUGUCCGAAUGACAAAAUGUCUAAAGCUAUCAGUAUGGGUAUGAAAUCACCGGCAUAUAGAUACGUCGUGACGUCACAGCCUUCAGAACCUGUUCACAUAUUAGGGAUGCCUUUUCCGUCAUCGUAUUCCUUCCAUAUGUGGGACAUGUUUGCAUAUUUUGAUACAAUCAAAGACUAUAUCAAGCCACCAACUCCCUCUGAUCGACGAUUUCAAGAGAUGGUCAGACGGGAAGUUCUUUCUUUUGUUCGUACCGGUGCACCCUCUACCUCAGACUGGCAGCCAUAUUCACAAGGCGUGACCGCACUUCUGUCUGAGGACGUUUCCGUUGUUAAACAAUACAAGAGUAAAACAUGUUUAUUAUGGUCCAUGAAUGGUUUGCUAGAGUACGGAUGGAUAAAAGCGAACGAUAUGCCUUUCGUGGCAUUCCUUACUCACUGCCGCCAACUGGAAGUAGACGAUGGAAGCCGCCUGUUCCACUCAACAAGGCGUCUGGAAACUGUUAGGAUGGAACAUUCCAAGCUUUUAACUAUGGAAAUACAUGUCACGAUAUUUGGACAAAGCUCUGGAGGAACAAGUAUAAUAGCUAUGUUGGCUUCAGAACCAGCCAGAGGUUUGUUCCACAAAGCGUGGAUGCUUAGUGCCUCGGCAGUCUUCAACAAAACAUCACAUGCCGCUUCCAGAGAUAAUAUUGUCUUCUUGAAAAACACCGGCUGUACAAAUAUAACGUGUUUGUAUGCCCUUCCGGGUCCAGAAAUCGUCAAAGCAGUGCCAUGGGAUGUGUUUCCAUAUUGGGGAAUGACUGACCUAGGUGACCUUCCAAUAAAAGACCACUUUGAUGGUGCAGUAGCAGUUGUAGACGGAGAUUCUGUCACGUAUCCCCCUUACCAUGCCUGGGAACAAGGUCUCGCUAUAGAUGCCCCAUUGAUGAUUGGUACUACUGCAAAAGAGAUAGACUUUGAUCCAACGCUUUUGACUAUGAACACGUGGAACUGGACCGAGUACCAACGCCAAGUUAAAAGCCAUUUAGGGACGUUUGGACCUGGCCUAGCUGAGGAUGCGUUGAAAUUUGAACCAACAACAAGUGUAGAGACACAAUGUGGACUCGUGGAAGGAAAAUAUAAUGGUGAAGGAUAUGCCUUUCGUGGCAUUCCAUACUCACUGCCGCCCACUGGAAGUAGACGAUGGAAGCCGCCUGUUCCACUCAACAAGGCGUUUGGAAACUGUUGGGAUGGAACAUUCCAAGCUUUUAACUAUGGAAAUACAUGUAUGCAGAGAAAUCCGGAGAACCCGUCAGCUAUUCUAGGAAAGGAGCUAGCACGUGACACUGAUAUAGUUUAUGUGGGUAUGAAUUACCGCCUCAACGCGUUUGGUUUUAUGGCCCUGACAAUGUUAUCAGAACAGUCUCCGACCAAUGCUUCCGGUAACUACGGAUUCAUGGACCAAAUCCUGGCCCUCAGAUGGGUUCGGGAUAAUGUCAGGAACUUUGGUGGAAACCCAGAUUCAGUCACACUUUUUGGACAAAGCUCUGGAGGAACAAGUAUUGUAGCAUUGUUGGCUUCGGAACCAGCCAGAGGUUUGUUCCACAAAGCGUGGAUGCUUAGUGCCUCAAAGUCAUAA
This is a messenger RNA of Pecten maximus, 2859 nucleotides long. RefSeq lists its product as uncharacterized. The transcript has 12 exons. The record is from RefSeq and is a predicted model, not a curated record. The coding region runs from base 1 to 2859 and encodes 952 amino acids. NCBI's taxonomy places the organism in Eukaryota, Metazoa, Mollusca, Bivalvia, Pectinida, Pectinidae.